Arvicanthis niloticus (Nile rat) is the source of this 2138-nucleotide messenger RNA. The record is from RefSeq and is a predicted model, not a curated record. Lineage: Eukaryota; Metazoa; Chordata; Mammalia; Rodentia; Muridae.
AUGGCGGCGGGCGUUGUGAGCGGGAAGAUUAUAUAUGUACAAGAAGGGGUAUAUAUUCACUCAUCUUGUGGAAAGGCAAAUGACCAAGAUAGCUUAAUUUCCAGAAUAUUGCGUGUUUUAGAAAAGGAUGCUGAAGUAAUAGUGGACUGGCGACCAUUGGAUGAUGCUUUAGAGUCUUCUAGUAUUUUGUAUGCUGGAAAGGACUCCAGUUCAGUUGUAGAGUGGACUCAGGCUCCAAAAGAGCGAGCUCACAGAGGAUCGGAACACCAGGACAGUUAUGAAGCAGAAUGGGACAUGGUUAAUACAGUGUCGUUUAAGAAGAAACCACAUACCAAUGGAGAUGCUCCAAGCCAUAGAAAUGGGGAAAGCAAAUGGUCAUUCCUGUUCAGUUUGGCAGACCUGAAAUCAAUCAAGCAAAGCAAAGAGGGUAUGGGCUGGUCGUAUUUGGUCCUCUGUCUAAAGGAUGACAUCAUGCUUCCUGCUCUGCACUUCCAUCAAGGAGAUAGCAAACUACUGAUCGAGUCUCUUGAGAAAUAUGUGGUGUUGUGUGAAUCAUCACAAGAUAGUAGAACACUUCUUGUCAAUUGUCAGAAAAAGAGUCUUUCACAGUCUUUUGAAAAUCUUCUUGAUGAACCAGCAUAUGGCUUAAUACAAAAAAUUAAAAAGGAUCCUUAUAGAGAAACCAUGGCAGGAUUUUCCAAAGUUACAAACUACAUUUUUGAUAGUUUUCGAGGCAGCGAUCCCUCUACACAUCAACGACCACCUUCAGAAGUGGCGGAUUUUCUUAGUGAUGCUAUUCCAGGUCUAAAGAUAAAUCAGCAAGAAGAACCAGGAUUUGAAGUCAUCACAAGAAUUGAUUUGGGAGAGCGACUUGUUGUUCAAAGGCGGGAACCAGUGUCCCUGGAAGAAUGGAUCAAAAGCCUGGACUCUGAAGGAAGAGUCCUAAAGGUAGAGAGCAUGAAGCAGAGGAUAUUCAGAGGGGGUCUUAGUCAUUCAUUAAGAAAACAAGCAUGGAAAUUUCUCCUGGGUUAUUUUCCCUGGGAUAGUACCAAAGAGGAAAGAACUCAAUUACAAAACCAAAGAACUGAUGAGUACUUCAGGAUGAAACUGCAGUGGAAGUCUGUCAGCGAGGCACAAGAGAAGAGAAAUUCAUGCUUGAGAGACUAUAGGAGUCUGAUUGAGAAAGAUGUCAACAGAACAGAUCGAACAAACAAGUUUUAUGAAGGCCAAGAUAACCCAGGGCUGAUUCUGCUUCACGACAUUUUGAUGACCUACUGCAUGUAUGACUUUGAUUUAGGAUAUGUACAAGGAAUGAGCAACUUACUUUCCCCCCUUUUGUAUGUGAUGGAAAAUGAAAUGGAUGCCUUUUGGUGCUUUGCCUCUUACAUGGACCAGAUGCAUCAAAAAUUUGAAGAACAAAUGCAGGGCAUGAAGACCUAGUUAAUCCAGCUGAGCACCUUACUCAGAUUGUUGGACAGUGGAUUUUGUAGCUACUUAGAAUCCCAGGACUCUGGAUAUCUAUAUAUUUGCUUCAGACGGCUUUUAAUCAGAUUUAAAAGGGAAUUUAGUUUUCUAGAUAUACUGCGAUUAUGGGAGGUAAUGUGGACUGAACUGCCCUGUAAGAAUUUUCAUCUUCUUCUGUAUUGUGCUAUCCUGGAAUCAGAAAAGCAACAGAUAAUGGAAAAGCAUUAUGGCUUCAAUGAAAUCCUUAAGCACAUCAAUGAAUUGUCCAUGAAAAUUGAUGUGGAAGACAUACUGUGUAAAGCAGAAGCAAUUUCCCUACAGAUGGCACAGUGCAAGGAAUUGCCUCAAGCAGUUUGUGAGAUCCUGGGACUUCAGGACAGUGAAGUUACAACGCCAGAUUCCGACACUGAUGAAAAUGUUGGCACUCCUUGUCCCAUAUCUGCAUUUCCAAGUAGCACCUUGCCCAUCCUUGCUGCCAGUGAAGCCAAAAACGACAGUCGCAAGACAUUAGCAUCCCCAAAUGCCUGCAGAUCAACACCUGCAUGAUCAUUUGUCUUAACAUUUUUUUAAGAGAUACUUUGUUGCAAUUCCUUUUUAAGUACAUAAAAGGUAGACAUUUACAGUCUUGGUAUUGAUCAUGCUUUAAGUUUUAUGGAAAGACAGUGUACUGAUGU